AUGAACCUGAAGAGAAGCAAAUUCUGGCCCUCAUUUCACAUCAAGCCCAGGCACCCAGGACAUUGGCCCUUGAGCGAGGAUGUUACCACACGGAUUUGUCGGUAUGCAGGCAGACAGGCCAGUGCUAUGCUCUAUAUUGCUCUAUACAAGAACAGAGUAGGCGGCAAAGAUGCAAAUGCAGCCCUGCGAGCUGUGUAUUACGAACCAUUCACGUACUGGGACUGGCAUGGGGUGGAUGCUGAAGAUGAAAGCGCUUCCAAACACAAGAAACAGCUUGUUUGGGAGCGUCAACGAGGCUUCACAGCUGCCAAAGGUGAAAAGGGUGGAUACCCAUAUCCUCAAGAAGCAUGGCAACGAUUCCGACACCUAAUCGAUAACCAUGCAGAGAGGCGCCAUUGGGUUGCAAAGAUCGCAGUGGCGCAUUGGAUGAACAUAGAGGAUCUGACGUGGAUAUUCCGAAAUCUGCCGUCGCUUAAAGCCCUGGAUUUGAGCGACAUUGCACUGUUCACAGUCCAGCCAUACAAGGGCUAUGCAAAUGAGCCUCCGUUAACUAUGACUGACACAUGGGCAUACUUUUUUCUUCGUAUACCCAGCAUGUGUCCUGUAAGAGAGACGGCGCCUAAACUGAAAUGGCUUGGUAUUCCAGAUUUUCGAGAUAUUUCACUUGUCGCUCCGCAGAUCCUGCUCGAUAAUUUCCUACCGCUUUGUACGAAUCUUCAAACUCUCUCUAUCCGCGGGAAAUAUAGGGAAGAAAUCCCACCGCCAAGCCUUAGUGGACACGAAUACGUUUGUGCUUUCAUCAGGGGCAUCAAGAUACGUUCCCCAUCCAGCGUCACGGCUCUUGAACUCCGGCUUUCGAUUCCUUUCUUACAUCAGCUACUAGUCGCUCUACAUGCCGAGGACAGGCUGAACAUAGAUCAGAUAGGUCUUGAUCUUGGGGCCUGGACUCAGAUAUACCCUCUCAGGAAUACUUCUACGGAAAUAUCAGACAGUGAUGUCAUAUCAGCAGCUUCGAAGGCAGCUUCGAAGACCCGUUUUGAUAUCUACGAACAACAACAUAACAAGCUCCUAUCUGAAUCAUCGAGAUGGCUUUUGCCAGCGCCAGAAGACACUCCCAACAUGUCAGAUGUUUCGAGUUCUUCUGCAAGUCCCGCAUUCGAGAGGCUCGACGCAAGGCCUACGUUCCAGAACGAGCCAUACAAAGCGAAGGGAGGGUCAGAUAUUCGCAAUUACACCUGUGAUCGGAGCAAGCUCGAAAGCCGGAAGAAAUGUGGAAACAAAGACGAGAACCACCACAAAGAACUACUCGGUAGCCUUGAAAGGACACAUGUAAAUUCUUUGCCAUCCAUGUUGGUGAAGCUACAUGACGCGGGUCGAAUUGCUGCAUCUCAGGACUACAGUCUAUAUUCACUGAAUCCUGAAUGGCAGGUCAAUAGCACGAUUCCCCUACAUCCCUUCACCAUGAUCCAGAAGUACCAGCCUGUUCCUACACUAUCUAUGGAUCAGGGUCGGGACUACAAACAGCUGACAGCAGAUCGACUCAAAGAGGCAUAUAAUUGGUUGAACGCGACUUUUGCAUGGCGGCCAAUCUUCGACUGGGACUACUUUGUAAGUUGCGGUAUAAAAAGUCCGAAGGAAAACCUGGACGUUGCAUUCUUCAGCUUGGAACAACAAUACAAACUUGGCAACACAACUAGGAGUACGAAUGAAGUACUCUUAGGUGAAGUUUCUAGGCAAUUUCAGAUCAUGCGAGACGCCGGCAUACCAAUCCAUCUUCUCAUGGGCCGUCGCAACCCUGAUGAGUCCAGCCUGUACUGGGGCUGGCCUUACAACUCAGACGCGUGGGAGAAAUCGCUUAAAGCGCCGCUUGAUGCUGGUUUGGGAACAAUAGCAGCUCAAAUCGAUACCUUGAGUAUUUUCUAUGACCUACGCAAUCCUCUGGACGAGCAGCGUUUGGAAGAGAUUGAUAAAAGGCAACCGUAUCGACGACCCGAAGCAUAUUGUCCUCGCCCAAACGACCCUUGGCACCUUGCUAAGAAUAGCCCAUUCAAGAAGCAAUGGCAGGAUCGACCAUCACGAAUAUCGAAGCGCAAUACCCAGAAGACGGCGAACAAGAAGAUUAUGGGAAAGAAAACUCGCAUCCCACUGGCUAACAACCUCGACUCAUGUCCUCCGGCCGGGGAGUACGCCGAUGAACACUUAUACGAUGAUCCCGAGACGGACAGAUCCAUACCAGAGACCUUGCACCAGGUCGCCCGUCGUGCUGCAUUUGAGCGAGAAGCCGUUGGUUGGCACCGAUUCUGGACCGAAUAUGCACCUCAAAUGACGAACUUGAAGGAACUACGGUUGCGAAUGCCUCAGAACUUCGAUAGUGUGGGUAGUUGGAGUCUCCGCCAACUUCUGAAUCCAAAAGAGACCUGGGUAAUGUUUGGUUAUGCGGACGAGCGUGGCCAUAUGCAGACCCAAGAAGAUCUCCUGCAUCACGUCGCGAACGACUUCAGGCUGCAUAUGCAUGCAGCACAAGAAAAGAUAUGGCCUGGUGGCCGUUUUGUACGACGCAGUUGGAUCCUGUGGACCCCUGAGCCUACAGGCACUGCUGAACUUGCUUUGCAUAGAGGUACAAAUGAGGCGAGAUGCCUAACAUCGCAUCCAUCUUUGAGCAACAAAACUACUGACCUAUACAAAACACACAAGCUGGCCGGAGAUAGGCGCGAAAAAGAACAGCUUCAAAAGGCCAUCAAGCAAGCACGAGAGACAGCACGAAAAGAAGAAGAACUUGAGGCUUCACUUCUACUCUCCUCAUCAGAAGAUCUUGUAAGAGAUCCUCCAGCAGUGAUACCAAGGUCAGAAGACAUUGAAAGAAGGCUGAAAGGAAUCUACGGUCGCCACGUUCGUGGUAUUGCCCAGAGAACCUGGCGCGCUGAAAUGCGAGGUCACAUCGAACAGCUGAAUGAUGAUGUGCACGGAAGAGACGAAACUGUUCAUAGUCUUCGUCGAGUGGGCGCUGUAUCACAAGUCGAAGACGCUACGAUUGCACGAAACAUACUGCGGGAUACUCGAGAACUUCUGCUAAAACGCAUGCAUGACUUCCGUCCAGAAGACAUCUUUGUGCCAUGUGAUCGCACAGAACAUACGAACGGCUUGGAGCUUGUGAAUCAUAUGACUGACUAUGCUGCCGAAGAGCGUAAACGGCGAGGAGAGCCAGUGCAAGAGGACGCACAUCGAACAGAGAAGCCGACUUCGAGAUUUCCGUCUACGAACACGAGACCUGGUGCCCUUCCACGCGGUCCACAGCAUCCGCGGACAAGUCCUAUUGAGAACAGCUCAGGAAAAUCUAGUUCGGAAUCCACAAGCUCAGAUGAGAACGAUCCUUGGCUGACGAGAUUCACUCCUGCAAUGCAAAUCAAACGGACCACAGCAACUCAGACUAUCACAGCUCAGCAGGGCUCCGAAGCUAUCUAUACAACGCGAAAGCUUGAGCUAGCUCAGCAGUCAGCCAGUGAUAUUGCUACUGGACAAAAUGAAAGAAUUCCUAAGUUUGAGAGGAAACCCAAUAAGGAAUUGAAUGAGAGCGAUCGAGCCGCACACCAGACAUCUGAAGACGUUGGAUUCACACAGAUCACAGUAAAAGCAAGGGGUACAGAAGAAAAAGGAAGGUUCGAAGAGCAAGCUGUUGAAAAGAAGAGGCUCAUUGAAGAGAAGAAAGCUGCCAUCGCAACAGCAGAGGCAGAGAAGGAGGUCAGGAUUGCUGCUGAGAACAAGGUUGUCCAAGAAAAGAAGAAGAGAGAUGACGCAAAGAGUCAGAAUGCUGAGAUCAGGAGGCAGGUAGAAGAGGUUGGAGCGGCCGCUAAGAAAUUAGCCGCUGACAAGAAGGCCGCGAAAGAAGAAGCUAAACAGAAGACAGAACAUGUGAAGAAACAGCCUGCCGCGGAAAAGAAAGAACUAAUGAAGCAGGCGGAUGCGGAGAGGAAGAAGGUGAAAGAUGCCAUAGCUGCUGAGAAGAAGAGAACCGCUGACAAUGAGGCCGCGAGAAAGGAAGCUGAACAAAAAGCUGCCGAUGAAACCGCAGAAGCUACCGAGUUAGCAACUGCCAAAGCAAAAGAAGCUGCGGCAACUAUCAAGGCCGUCAACAACGAAGGAACUCUUGAUAUCGUUCCAACGAUCGAAGGAAUUCUUCCAGACAAGCCGACUGAGAAACCGACCAAGCCGCCUAAGACUUCCAGGGAAAGAUCAUCAAAGAUCUUGAAAGGCACAAAACGUAAACAGCUUUCUCCUGAUCCAUUUGAAGAUGACGCUGUCGAUGAAAGAGAACCUGUUAAGAAACCUCGUCCUAACAAAGGAGCAUCACCGACGUCCACACCUGUUAGACGUAGCGCACGUCUUCGCACACAGACACCAACGAAAACACCUACACCGCAACUUGAGUUCCCAUCAGAUGUUAGUGUCACUGAGAACAGUGAACAUGAUAUUGAGGACGAUGGUAAGAGAAAGAAAAGCAAGAAGGGGAAGAAUGAUGUAGAUGACUAUAAGCCACCUGGUAGUACGAAGAAGAGGACUCCGACGAAGGUUGCAAAGGCAGCACGGGAGAGAGCGAUGGGUAGCAAGGCAGUAACGCUGGCUAAGGCGAGAAAGAGAGCUGCUGAUGAGGAAGAGGAAGAAAUAGAGGAGAUUACGAAAAAGAAGCCGACCCAGAAGUCGGUCAAGACGCCACCCAAAAAGAAGGUGAAGAAGGCCGAUGGAGAUGAUAACGAGUUAUAG
Molecule: messenger RNA, 4758 nt
Organism: Alternaria arborescens
Lineage: Eukaryota; Fungi; Ascomycota; Dothideomycetes; Pleosporales; Pleosporaceae
Exons: 2
Coding region: 1-4758 (1585 amino acids)
Source: RefSeq, a predicted model, not a curated record